This is a messenger RNA of Cotesia glomerata, 1688 nucleotides long. RefSeq names its product PDZ and LIM domain protein 3 (gene Zasp66). Gene Ontology annotation, cellular component: filamentous actin; adherens junction; stress fiber. Gene Ontology annotation, biological process: muscle structure development; actin cytoskeleton organization. Bases 377 to 1417 code for a protein of 346 amino acids. The transcript has 10 exons. The record is from RefSeq and is a predicted model, not a curated record. Gene Ontology annotation, molecular function: muscle alpha-actinin binding; actin binding. Lineage: Eukaryota; Metazoa; Arthropoda; Insecta; Hymenoptera; Braconidae.
GCAUAUCGACACUUGCAAUGUGGGAUGCCAAUAAGAAAUGAGGCCAGAUUGGGUAGAAUAGGAACCUAGUUAUGCUGGCGCUUAUUGGGCAACUUCAGGGACACUCGCAGCUCUCGAGAUAUGCAUUGGUCUUGUCAAAUUGCAAUCCGUUACCGCAGUUCUGUCCCACGGUUGACAGUAGACCGAACGCUGUAGAUUCUUGGCUUGUCACAAUCGACCCAAACAAAUUUUAAAAACAUCCAUUUCUUCCCUGUGUUUAAAAUUUUAGAUAAGUGUUUUUGUAAUUUACAAAAUUGUCUUGUUCUAUCAAAGAUCCUUGUGUGAAUUUUUAAAUAAAAAAAAAAAAGAACAGAAGAAGAAAUAAACCCAUCAGAGUAUGACGAAGAAACACACGUUGGUAUUGAAAUUAAGAAGACAUCCAAGUCGCCCUUGGGGAAUCCGAAUUGCCGGGGGCGCAGAUUUAGGCACUCCGAUCGUCGUCACCCGUUCUGAGAACGAUGAGCUCCGGAAGGGUGACGUGAUCAAGAAAAUAGACGAUUACGAUUCUCGUGAUGUGAGGCACGUGGACGCCCAGAAUAUUCUCCAAAAUUCAGAGUCUGUAAGACUAGUCGUGGAAAGGUCCGAGCCGUUGUCAAAUCUGGCAUACAAUCGAUAUACUUCACAGUCAUCGAUUGUCGAGUCAAUCCACUCUCACGACGAGGCUGCGUUCGUUAGUCUGCCUCAAGAAUCGCAGCCAAAAGUUCUGCCGAAAAGUCCAGUUCCUCCGGCUGUGUAUUCGCCUCCACGCGAAUACAAGACUUAUUCACCGGAUCACUUCGAGCCUCCUCGAGAACACAUCGAAGAAGUUCGUGAAGAAAGAUUUUACUUGUCUCAGCCGUACCGCACAACUCCUCUGGUCUUGCCAGGCGCCAAGAUCAAGAAGGAUGCUCCAUUAGGUGAAUGUUACCUUCGCCACCAUCCAAAUCCAAUGAUAAGGGCCGCUCCUCAUCAUUACGAGGUUGCUCAUCCCGAGGUGGCGAUGAAACAAAAGGUGGCGGAAUCAGUUAUGCAGCGUGUCUUAGGACCGAAUGAAUUACCAAAGGUUGUCCACAAGCAAUUCAAUUCACCGAUUGGACUGUACUCUGAACAAAAUAUCGCAGACACUAUUAAGUGUCAAACCACGGCCAUUCCUGCAAUGAAGCCGGCGGCCAAGUAUGAUCCAAGCAAAAGCGAAGCCUACAAAGCACUUCAAGAAGAAGAAAUGGGCGACCAUGUACAUGAAGUCACUCAGCCAGCACGUGCUGGUGUUUUUGCACCCCAAAAAGCUCAUCAUCACAGACAAGCACACGCACCACCAAAAAGUCCUGCUCUAUCAUACGGUGGAAUGUAUCGUCCCUUUCCUCUUCCUUUCGUAAAGGACCGCGUCAACGGCUACUAAAUUUAUCCAUCAAUUGCCAGCGGCUACGAAGAUGAUGAAAAAAUUCACCAAAGCAACAGUUUCAAGAGGAUUAUGUACAGUGUGCUUGGAACAACGGAUUAUUGAACGCUUAAUCCACUAAAAAAUUUAUUAUAUGCUAUAUAUGUAUCUUAAUAUUAUUUUGUUUAAAACGAAUUAUUUUAAUGUUAUAUACGACGACGAAAUUUGAUUAUAGAAGCAAUGUUAAAUGCAUUAAAUAAUUAUCAAAUAAAACAUAUUUUUGAUGAAAAAA